Vigna radiata var. radiata (mung bean) is the source of this 771-nucleotide messenger RNA. RefSeq lists its product as uncharacterized. The coding region runs from base 1 to 771 and encodes 256 amino acids. Lineage: Eukaryota; Viridiplantae; Streptophyta; Magnoliopsida; Fabales; Fabaceae. The transcript has 2 exons. The record is from RefSeq and is a predicted model, not a curated record.
AUGGUAAGAACACGAGGUGCAUCUUUUAGUUCUCGAGGAGAGAGUUCUCGAGGAGAGAGUUCUGCACAGGGUUUAGGUAGGAGACGACCUACGGCUUCGGCUCGGAGAGGGCGGGCAACUCCUAUUCAGGAUGACCCUAUCGCUGAGGACCGAGCGUUUGAGGAGGAGACAUAUCAGGCCUACGAGGGUCCUGUUCAGGAUGAGGCAUUUGAGGCCUCUGAUGACGAUUACGAGGAGGAGGAACAUGAUGUUCCUAACAUACAAGAGGAUGAUGUCGGUGGAUUUCCUGGAGGUCCACGUGAUGCUUCUUUGCUGACACACUAUGUUCAGCAUGAUCGAGGAGAGAUAUUGAAAUUGAUCUCCCAUGGUAUAAAAGUUAAUAAGUUAGGACCGUGCGCCGAGGGAAUUCAACACAUUAUGUUGAAUUCCUCUUUGAUGCCUCUCACACAGAUCUGCUACGAUUACGUUGAUAAGGGCUUGUUGCUCGGAUUCAUAGAGAGAUGGCACUUUGAGACGAGCAGUUUCCAUCUCCCAGUAGGGGAGACGAAGAUCACUCUUGAUGAUGUCUCCACUUUACUUCAUUUUCCAGUGAUGGGACAAUUAUGCGAUUUGGAGGAGUUGGAGUUUGAGGAGGCUCGUACACCCCUCGUUGACCUGUUUGGCGUUGACGGUGGCACAGCUGGUGCUGAGAUGGAGGAUGCACGUGGUACGAAAGUCAGGCUCAGCUGGCUGAGAGACAUAUAUGUUCAGAGGUGUCAGUCGCAGGAUUGA